Messenger RNA from Phyllopteryx taeniolatus (common seadragon), 10284 nucleotides. RefSeq names its product solute carrier family 12 member 5a (gene slc12a5a). Gene Ontology annotation, cellular component: membrane. The transcript has 26 exons. The record is from RefSeq and is a predicted model, not a curated record. Bases 232 to 3753 code for a protein of 1173 amino acids. Gene Ontology annotation, molecular function: potassium:chloride symporter activity. Lineage: Eukaryota; Metazoa; Chordata; Actinopteri; Syngnathiformes; Syngnathidae. Gene Ontology annotation, biological process: chemical synaptic transmission; potassium ion homeostasis; cell volume homeostasis.
CUGUCGCCGUUAGGACCCUGAUGCGUCGCCGGCGAGACCCGCCACCGGUUGAUGACUCGCUCCGCCUUCCGUCUUCGCACCUGACCGCCGCCGGCGAACCUUCUCCGCACACACCGAGGAGCCCAGCGAGGAGCGCCUUUUGUUCGGCGUGAGAAAGACAAACAAACAAACAAACAAACAAACAAACAUCAGCAACAAAAAAAACAGGACCCUCCUGUCGCCUUGUCAGCCAUGAGCCAGAGGUUCACCGUCUCCAAGAGCGACGGCGACGGGCUCCCCGCGGACAUCCGGGGAGAGGUGAACCGGCUCUUCGAGGGCGACGAGCCGGCGAACGCAGUCCGGCCUGAGGGCGAUGCGGACGGGGUGGAACAAGCCGAAUCGGCGGCGGUGGUGAUGCCGAAAGGCGACAGCAACCCCAAGGAGAGCAGCCCCUUUAUCAACAGCAGCGAUGCGGCAGCGGAGAAGAGCCAGCAGUACGACGGCAAAAACAUGGCCCUGUUCGAGGAGGAGAUGGACACCAGCCCCAUGGUGUCGUCUCUGCUCAGCAGCCUGGCCAACUACUCCAACCUGCCGCAAGGGAGCAAGGAGCACGAGGAGGCCGAGAACAACGAGGCCGAGUCGUCCCGCAAGAAACCCGUCAAGGCCCCCCAGCUCGGCACUCUGAUGGGCGUCUACCUGCCGUGCAUCCAGAACAUCUUCGGCGUCAUCCUCUUCCUCAGGAUGACCUGGCUGGUCGGCAUCGGCGGAAUCAUCGGAACGUUCGUCAUCGUCUUCAUGUGCUGCACCACUACCAUGCUGACUGCCAUCUCCAUGAGCGCCAUCGCCACAAAUGGAGUCGUGCCAGCUGGAGGCUCGUACUACAUGAUAUCCCGUUCGCUGGGGCCCGAGUUCGGGGGCGCGGUGGGGAUCUGCUUCUACCUGGGGACCACCUACGCCGGAGCCAUGUACAUCCUGGGGGCCAUCGAGCUGCUCCUGAUCUACAUUGUGCCCAAGGCGGCCAUCUUCCCGCUGGAGGGCCUGGAGGGGGCGGAGGCGGAAGCGGCUCUGCUCAACAACAUGCGCGUGUACGGCACCAUCUUGCUCACCUCCAUGGCCACCGUAGUGUUUGUCGGCGUCAAGUACGUCAACAAGUUGGCUUUGGUCUUCCUGGGCUGCGUCAUUCUCUCCAUCCUGGCCGUCUACGCCGGCGUCAUCAAGACGGCCGUGGAUCCUCCCGAAUUUCCCGUUUGCGUGCUUGGCAACCGCACGUUGGUGUGGAAGACGUUCGACGUUUGCGCCAAGACGGUGGAGACUGCCAACGGGACGGUGACCACGCAGCUGUGGCGCAUGUUCUGCGACUCGUCCCUGCUCAACGCCACCUGCGACAAGUACUUUGUCGCCAACAAUGUGACGCAGAUCCAGGGCAUCCCCGGAAUCACGAGCAGCAUCUGGACAGAGAACCUGUUUGGGACCUACUACGAGAAGGGGGACCUGAUCGCCCGGAUCAACAUGGAGUCUGUGGAGGAGCCGGACGACCCCCUGACCAACGCCAACCGCUACGUGCUGGCCGACAUCACCAGCUUCUUCACGCUGCUGGUUGGCAUCUAUUUCCCCUCGGUGACAGGAAUCAUGGCCGGCUCCAACCGCUCGGGUGACCUGCGCGACGCCCAGAAGUCCAUCCCCGUGGGAACCAUCGCCGCCAUCACCACCACCUCCUUGGUGUACAUGUCCAGCGUCAUUCUGUUCGGCGGCUGCAUCGAGGGCGUGGUCCUCCGAGACAAGUUCGGGGAAGGCGUGCACGGGAACCUGGUCAUCGGCACGUUGGCGUGGCCAUCGCCGUGGGUGAUCGUGAUCGGCUCCUUCUUCUCCACCUGCGGGGCCGGUCUGCAGAGCCUGACGGGGGCCCCUCGUCUUAUGCAGGCCAUCGCCAAAGAUGGAAUCGUACCCGCGCUACGGAUCUUUGGACACGCGAAGGCCAACGGGGAGCCCACGUGGUCCUUGCUGCUGACGGCGUUCAUUUGUGAGAGCGGCAUCCUCAUCGCCUCCCUGGACUCAGUGGCUCCCAUCUUGUCCAUGUUUUUCCUGAUGUGCUACAUGUUUGUGAACCUGGCGUGCGCCCUACAGACUCUGCUCCGAACCCCCAACUGGAGGCCCCGCUUCAAGUUCUACCACUGGACUUUGUCCUUCCUGGGUAUGAGCUUGUGUCUCACGCUUAUGUUCCUGUGCUCCUGGUACUACGCCAUCGUCGCCAUGGUGAUCGCCGGCUCCAUCUACAAGUAUAUUGAGUUUGCAGGUGCGGAGAAGGAGUGGGGUGACGGCAUUCGAGGUCUGUCCCUGAGCGCCGCACGUUACGCUCUUAUGCGUCUGGAGGAGGGUCCCCCCCACACCAAGAACUGGAGGCCCCAGCUGCUGGUGCUGGUGAGCACGGAUGCCGAGCAGAACGUGGAGCAGCCCAGGCUGCUUUCGCUCACCAACCAGCUGAAGGCGGGCAAGGGCCUGACCAUCGUGGGCACGGCACUGGUGGGCAACUACCUGGACAACUACGAACACACCCAGCGGGCCGAGCAGGCCCUGCGUAAACUGAUGGAGACGGAGAAGGUGAAGGGUUUCUGCCAGGUGACCGUGUCCUCCAACCUUCGUGACGCCUCCUCCCACCUGCUCCAGGCCAGCGGGCUGGGCGGCCUGAAGCACAACGCCAUGCUAGUGUCGUGGCCGCGCAACUGGAAGCAGGGCGACGAGCACCAGACCUGGAGGAACUUUGUCGAGUUGGUGAGAGAAACCACCGCGGCGCACCUGGCUUUGCUCGUACCCAAAAACAUCGCGGCCUUCCCAUCCAACGGCGAGCGCUUCACCGAGGGCCACAUCGACGUGUGGUGGAUCGUCCACGACGGCGGCAUGCUGAUGCUGCUCCCCUUCCUCCUGCGCCAGCACAAGGUUUGGAGGAAGUGCAAGAUGCGCAUCUUCACCGUGGCCCAGCUGGACGACAACAGCAUCCAGAUGAAAAAGGACCUGACCACCUUCCUCUAUCAUCUCCGUAUCGACGCCAUGGUGGAAGUGGUGGAAAUGCACGACAGCGACAUCUCGGCAUACACCUACGAGAAGACCCUGGUGAUGGAACAACGUUCGCAGAUGCUGAAGCAGAUCAACCUGAGCAAGAACGAGCGUGAGAGGGAGAUCCAGAGCAUUACCGACUCAUCCCGCGGCUCCAUUCGGCGCAAGAACCCGGCAUCUGUAACCACCCAGCUGAGUGUGAGCGAAGAACCGCCAGCGGCGGGCAAGGAGGAGAAGCCGGAAGAGGAGUCAAAGUCGGCCUCUCCCCCUGUGCCCCCCCUCGCCCAGGUGCAGCUCAUCCACGACACCACCACCCCGACCAGCCCCGCCGCCCCGGCGGCCACGCCGGCCACGGCCGAGGCGGUCCAGAGCCCCGGGGAGCAGGUUCAGAUGACCUGGACGGAGAAGUGCGACGGGGAAGCCGGCAAGCCGGCCGGCGCGCCCGCACCGUGCAGCAUCAAGGACAUCUUCAACAUGAAGCCUGAAUGGGAGAACCUGAACCACUCCAACGUGCGACGCAUGCACACGGCGCUGCGACUCAACGAGGUCAUCAUCAAGAAGUCCUCCGAGGCCAAGCUGGUCCUGCUCAACAUGCCCGGACCGCCCAAGAACCGGACGGGCGACGAGAACUACAUGGAGUUCCUCGAGGUCCUCACUGAAGGUCUCAACCGGGUCCUCUUGGUCCGCGGAGGCGGACGUGAGGUCAUCACCAUCUACUCCUGAAAAAGCAGACCCCCCUGGCCCCCCACCUUCUCUCCAACCCGACCAUUACCAAUCCCCGCCACCCUCGCUCCCGUGUUCUCUGUCUCACCCAACUCACGCACCGCUGCUUCAUCUUCAUGUCGCCCAUACUGUUUAAUGGCAUAUCGUACCCGCCCAACAGCCCGACUCGGCUUCGGCGCCCCAACUAGCAAAAUCGCGAUGGGCCAAGUCGGAGACUGGUUUAGACGCUAGACCUACAUCGGUUCUGACUUUAUUAGUGGAGGCCGGCGUUGACCGUGAGGCGCGUUUGCCGAGCUGCGGCUGCGAAUGCAUGCUAACUUGUCUUUUUGGUUUGAAUCGGUGUCGUUUGUUUACCCGAAACAUGGGGAGGGGGGGGGAAAAAAGGUGAAGAAGCAGCUUCAAAACGAGUCCCGUCUUUGGGACCUUAAACCGCCGCCAAGACCACCACCAGCCAGGAAAGGCUGUAUGUACGAACUGUGAAAUCCACACGGGCUGCUUUAGCGUUAACCGCCGUCCUCGGCCCCCCCACCCCUCAUCCCUCGUGGCCACUGGACAUGCCAAAAACAAAACGCAGCGGGGACACAAAUGUGUCUGUCGUUUUUUUCCCCCCAUUUUCAAGUGCAGAAAAUCCAAAAAUGAAAAAUCGAAUAGUUUUUUCUAUUUUUUCUUUAUUUAACACAAAAAAACAAACAAAAACAAAAACUAGUUCACAUGUAGCAUUCCGUGUGGACAUGAGUUGAAAACUAGAUCAGCAAAAAGCAGUAAAAAUCAUAUCCUGCGAGUCAGAAUGCACAAAGUCGACUGAGAUAACGCUUGAAACGUGUUUGUCAUCGAUCGUGGCUGAUUGCGUCAGGUAACAACGCACUUUUCAUUUUUUUUGUGUUAGAUUAAAAAGUACCAAUAAACAAUCAGGUUAGCUUAGCUUGUAGACAAACUGUGAAUGUUAGCAGCAGGCUAGCGUCGUCGAGGAUAUAAAUGGUGGGGUCGGGGUCGGGAAACCAUCACGACCAGCAGCCCUUUGUGUGGAUCCCUGUAAAUAAUGUACAAGCUCUUGACGCCUCGUUGGGUAGGAGUGUAAUAUUUUUGUGACAUAUUCCAAGAAAAAAAUAUUAGAGGAGAAACAGUCCGUAUGAGGGAGCGCUCAAAAACGCCGGUUUUAAAUUUAUAUUUAUUUAUUUAUGUGAUGGCCUCCACAUGCACUGCACCUGCACUGUUCAUGCUAAAGUGUUUGUUUUUUUUAAUCUAAAGAACAAAAAAAGUAUUUAUGUUUAUAGAAAGAUCUUAUUGACGGGAGUGAAAUGUCAUCCAGUCGCCAACGUUUUGUGUCGUUUUUUGCCAAAUCUAAAUACAUUAAAUGUGCCAUAUUUAUAGAGUCAAAUUCAAUAUAAUCGGAGAACAAAGUGUGCUAAAAGAAAAAGAAAAAAGUAAAAGAGGUCAACGUGAAAUUUACAGCGUGGGAUUGGGAAAGAGAUGACCGAAUUUCAUCUUUUUCCCAGCAGGCUGACGAGAGGACAGCGGCUUCUGUAGCAAGGAAACCCACUUUGUCCACCAAACAGACUUCUAUGCAGUAGACUCACCAGUCACAUUUUAUAUACCCAGAAAUAUACAUAUUUAAUAUAUACGACUAUAGCUAUAUACAGUACUGUGUGCAAGUCUAGCGACUGCUAGCUUUGUUGUUUUAACAACAGUUUUGGAUAGUAGGAUAAAGUUAGUGACAUUAGGCAGAAAAACGUGAACGAUUUUUUUUGGGGGGGGGGGGGAUUUAUUAUUUCCCACAGAAAUCCUGAAGAAUUACCUCUUCAGAGUCGUAACAGAUGUAUUUAUCUGCCUUUACCUUUUAGGCAGAACCCCGCAAAGGCAGCAUAUUGCUAAUAUUGAUCAAAUUAGCAGGCUAACCGAUUUUUAUGAAAUUUUGGCCGGUUUCACACGCACACCCUGCAAAAUCAAAUUGAAAAAGGCGAAACAGAUUUUUACACAACUUUAACCUAUUUCACACUGUGCUGCUGCUAAAUUGCCGUGAACAAUCGGCAUUUGUCCUUUCCGCAGAACCUGGCGAAAGCAGGAUAUGGCCGCAACUGCGUGCGAUUUCACACGGCAACAACUUUCACCACAACAUGGCGACAUUCCCAUUUCUAUGUAGUGUUACGGCUAAGAUGAUGCGCAGUUGGGACGUUCAAUUCAGAGGUUCUUCUUGGACCACUGGAGGGAGCCCGCAAACCACACGAUGAGAAUCACCGAUUUAUACACAACUUUGCUCGAACAACAAACUCCCGGUGGUCUAAGCCUUAACUACUAUAUAUCGGCUGGAUUGUGGUGUUAGAUUGAGAAGCGCAUCUGGGAAGGAAAGUGCAAUAGUUAAAACGGGGACUCGCGUCUUUUAUUUUUCUUAAGGCAUCUAUCUAUUUUGUAUAACGUCUUCUGUCUGUAGAGUCAACUCGAGUCACUUUAUUUGUGUUUGUUUUUGGGGGGCUCACAUGGACUUGUAGUAGAACUAUAAAUAGAUACUAUACAUAUUUAUACAUAUAUACAUAUACAGUAUAUGGGAAUUCCAAAAUGAAAUUAGUUUCUAGAGCUAUUUAAAACAACAACAACAAAAAAAAAGCUUUCUUUUUGGUGUUGCUCGAAUGUCCAGGACCAUUUGUGGUGAAUGCUGCUAGUAUUGGUAGAUGUCUUUGCACUGUACAUAAAGACCACCGAAACUACAAGGUGGUCAUUUAAAAAAAUAACUAAAAAGGGUAUAGACAAAAUACAUAUCAGCGGUGAUGGUUGACGCAAAGCAUUAGAUAAAAUACUGAUGCAAUAGAACAGGUUUUGGCACUCCUAUAGUUAUUGAUAAUUUGUUUCAGAAAUUAUUUGAAAAUUGCCAAAAUGUGACUAUGAUUUAUGAGUAAUGUCGGCUAAACGAGUCAAAAACAGAAAAGGAUUUUUGUUUUUGGGUGGUUUGAGAACAUUUGCCUGCAUCAACUGAGCCUUUGAAAAAGUCGAGAGGAGACGCGUGAGGUUUAAUCAUAAUCUAUUUCCGAAAAAAAAAAAAAAAAAAAAGUUUUAUAAUCGCUGUUUGCAUGGUACCGUGUGGCGAUAUUUGUUUUUGUGGUUUUUACAGUGACGACGCGCACUUAAAGACGACGACAGGGGAAAAGGCUGCCAACCGUCGACCUUUUUUUGGAAGACCUUUGUCUUUCAAAAAAAAAAAAAAAAAAAAUCUAAGUUCAUUGUUCUAUUUAUUGCUUAAAGGAGUCUUGUGAACGUUUUUGGUGAGGCCUCGAGGUGGUCAUUUGUACAUAUGAAUGAAUCACUACAAACACUGCAACUUACUAGUGUUGUCUUUUCUUGUACACUGUUUUAUCACUGUGGACUCAAGUCUUAGAGUUUUGUAAGAUGAUGUGCAAUAUUAUUCAUCCUUUUAUUUUGUUUUGGUUUAAAGAUCUAAUCUUUUGGGAGGUGGCAGCAGUCGCUUUAUUUUCGGCCGAAUUGCCAGUCGGUCGCCUCCUUGGCGUUUCGUCCCGAAACGGAAAGCGCGCAGCUCCGUGGUGACCUCUGGCGGCGCCAGAGUGCAGUGCAGAUUUUGAACGCCACGGUCCAGUGAAAAGUCUUUUUACCAGCAACGCAAAUCAUAUAUUUUUUGUUUUGUUAAGGAUGAAAAACUAGUGUUCAUCUGUCAGACGUUAUUUUUGCUGCUCAAUGAAAAGCAUGUAUUUCUCAUCAUUUCUUUUUGUUUCGGAUAAAAAUCCUAAUAACAUUUUUAGAUGUGGUGACAUACGUGUCCUAAUUUUGUCUUUUUUAUGUUUCUUGGGCUUCACAUUUUGGAGUUUUGUAUCCAAAACCCAAAGCAAAUUAGUUCUUGGUGGGUUUUGGAUAAAAAAAUAAAUAAAUCAAUCAAUAAAAACUUUGGUGAUGCAUACAUGCGUUUCAAUGGAUUUGGAAAAUCUUGUUUUAAUGUAUCACCAAAUUUCUUCUUUUUAUCCAAAACACAUAUUUUGGCUGUGUUUUGGAAUAAAUAAAAACAACAUUUUGAGCUACAGUACUUCUCAAUUGAAACGUUUUCAAUUCUUAUUCAAAUUGAACAAAGACAAUUACUUGCUGCAUUCCAAAAAACACACACACAAACAUGCUUUUGAUUGACCGUUGAAAAUAUAGCCUGGACAACGCAGAUUGUCACUGUCCAGUGAAAAGCAAGCAUCCAAUUUUGUUGUAUUCGAAACACCAAUAAAACUCAGUUUUGGUGUGUUUUGUUUUUGUUGUAUUUUGGAUAAAAAUCACGAAAUUUGUUCCUGGUGCACUUUGGACAAAAAUCAUAAAUGAUGAAUAUUUGGAUGUUUUCCUAUUUCGGCGUUGCCAUUCAUCCCAAAAUGAGACCUGUGCUGGCACCAGAGUGCAGUGAAGGUCGCCGGUGUCCAAUGAAAAGCAUGCAUCUCCCCCGAUUAAUUUUUUCCCCCAAAGGGAAAUACAUUUUCUUUGCAAUCAGGAUAGAAAUCAAAUGCGGUGAUACCUGCUUGUCAUUGGACAAUCAACCCCCAUCCAUCCCACAGCCUCCCCACAACACCUGCUUGGUUCCAAGCUGCAAGUACAACCUUCUCAUUUCGGCCACUCGGCAACUUUAUUUUGGUUUUAAAAUCCUCGCAUGCCUUGGCCAAUUUCCACUCUUGCCAAAAUAAAAAUAUUACGGAACUCGCUGAAGUUUGUAGUUCUCAAAAAGUUCAUCCAUCAUUCAACAAAGCCCUUCAUCCUCAACCCCCCUCCCACUCCCCAGCUGUGUAUUUUAAAUGUGACUGCAGUAUCAUUCUGAAAAAGUGAUCAAAGAAUAUAAAACUCGCGCUUCCAACGCUGGGAGCGGCUUUGCUUGGACACCGCCCAAACGACAGUCCGUUUCGGAACCACCACACGCACACACAUCGACCCCAGCCCCUCUGACCCCUGACCCCGAUUCCACCCCAAGCAACAAACUGUAGCAUGAGACGCACACACAAAAAAGUUACCAGUGAUCAUUCCUCAAGUUUCCAUCUUUAAAUGGAUGUCAAGGGCUCUGACUAAACACACGAGUGAGCGGGUAGAGGAGCAAAACAACUACACGAAAACAAGAACAAACCCCACAUUGUGGCAAAGUGGUCCCCCCAAUCUCGUUACAAAAAAUGUAGCGGCUGUCUCGAGUGCUGCGAGCAGAGCCGCUCUCCAGUCACAGUGUAAACAUUGUGUGUGCAUGCACGUAUGAACAUGACUAUUAUAUUUGAGUGAUUGUGCUAUCAAGUGUUUUUUUUUUUCUUUUUUUCUCUUUCCGGUUGCACGACUCUACUUCCCACCUCCCCUUGCUAUCUUUUAGCACCGGAAGUGUUUCCAAAUGAUGAUUAUUACUAUAGUAGAGUUCAAUAUUCUAUUUUUAAUGUAUUAUCUGGAGAAAAUGACUACCAAAGUAUAUUUACGUUAACUAUAUAGACAUACAUAAAUAUAUAUAAACAUAUUGUGCAAAUAUAUGCUCCAGUGAAUUUGUUGAAGACGUGCCAAAGUUGUGAGAAAAGUCUAUUCUAUGAUUUCAUUGUUGUAAAAGUUCAUCUAUUUCAGAAAUUCAAUUCAAUAGUGAAACUCAUAUCUUGAUGAAAUACUUUUCAAGCAGCCAAUACUACCUAAUUUCUACAUGAAAAACAUUCACAAAGUUUGAAUUUUUUCCUCCCCACCCCAAGUUUAUAAUUUCUCUAUCGUAAAUUUGGGGUUUUCAUUAGCUGUAAACUAUAAUCGAAAUUGAAGGGAAAAAAAAAAGUGCACAUCUGAGUUUCACUUUACAUUGAACUACUAAAAUAGUUUCCCACGAUAUUGUAAUUUAUUGAGAUGUACCCACAGAUCUAGAGAUCAACAUCAGGGGUGUCCAAAGUUUUCAGAUGUUUAGCAUCUUUUUGUUUGUCAAAACCUCAAAACCAAGUUAAAUAUUUCCCAGCUGUGUCGUAUGUGCAAAAAAGCAAUUAUUAGUGAUAACUUUAUAAGCGUUUGUUUUUUCCCCAUUUAGAAUGUGGCGGCUUUGGGCACCCUUGACGUACAUGCCAAUAAAUCCCGACCUGGUUUUUAAUUCACUGGAGUUGUGGGGAACACUUUGUAUGGAUGCUUGAAAACUUAGCGUAGAUUAUAUACUGUACUGCAAACACACGAGUCACAACUACAAUUUUUUUAUUCCAUCGAGAAUCGGUCAGUGUGUGGUAAAACUGUAUUGUUCCUUUCAUUUGUGGGGUGGGAUGUGUUUUGCACAUGGGAGGGGGAGCUGGUGGUGGGCAAGAGGGUGGGCUUCGUGUAAAUAAAUUAAAUACAGUUAGUGUGGAAGUGUUUAUUUUCUGUGUCACUGUAAGUUAAAUAUUCUAAGGUUUGAGGAAAAAAAAAAAAAAAGUCAACAUGUAUUCUCUCUAUUGUGUUUCAUGGUACACUAAAAACAAAAAAAGUUUUAUCUUACAUUUCAAAUGCUUCUAUCUCUAUGGCUUCUGGCUAUGAUACCCGUUCUAUUUUAUAGAUUUGUCAGCACAAAAUGCAAUAAACCAAUACCAUUUUAUUACA